Messenger RNA from Nerophis lumbriciformis (worm pipefish), 1098 nucleotides. Lineage: Eukaryota; Metazoa; Chordata; Actinopteri; Syngnathiformes; Syngnathidae. The record is from RefSeq and is a predicted model, not a curated record.
AUGGGCGCUCAGACGGGGGAUGUGGAGCCCAUGCCGGGAUACUUGGAGCUCAUCAGCCGAGCCUCCAGCGUCAUGCUGAAAUCGUGGAGAGACUGUAGCGAUUGCGGUCUGGAGCUCACCACACGGACUCUUCUGGAUCACGCGUACAUUACCUGGACCGAGAUCGCCCUGUUCUUUUUUUGCGCCUUUUUGUGGACGCAGAUCAGGCGGGGAUUGACAGAAUGUCUGUUCAAGCCACUGGCACAGUGGUGCAGAUUGCUGCCCAAAGAUGCCGCCAAGAUGCCGGAGAGUGCGUGGAAGCUGGUCUUCUACACAAUGUUGUGGUGCUACACCACGUACUUGCUCUUCUUCACCUCCUACCCCUUUUUCAACGACCCGCCCUCUGUCUUCUACAACUGGAAGAGCGGAAUGCCAGUGCCUAUAGACAUCGCCAUCGCCUACCUGAUCCAGGGCAGCUUCUACGGUCACUCCAUCUAUGCCACCGUCUACAUGGACGCGUGGAGGAAGGACUCUGCUGUCAUGGUGGUGCAUCACAUCAUCACCCUGGCACUCAUUUGUUUCUCCUAUGCUUUCAGGUACCACAACGUGGGCAUCUUGGUGUUGUUCCUCCAUGACAUCAAUGACAUCCAGCUGGAGUUCACCAAGCUCAACGUCUACCUGAAGUCCAGAGGAGGAGGCUACUUCCUGCUUAAUGACGUGCUCGCCAAUAUGGGCUCGGUCAGCUUCAGCAUUACCUGGUUCUGGUUUCGCCUGUACUGGUUCCCCCUAAAAGUACUCUAUGCCACCUGCGUGUCAGUCCCCAACAUUCCCUUCUACUUCUUCUUCAACACUCUGCUCCUUGUACUGUUGCUCAUGAACAUCUACUGGUUCCUGUUCAUCGUCCUAUUCGUAGUGAAAGUUCUGAAGAUGAAGGAGGUGAACGAUGUCAGAGAGUACGAAGAGGAGGAAGGCGCCAAAGCAGCAGGGGGCCUGCUCAAAAAGCCUCUGGCGGCGGCUAGAAAUCACGGCGAUGAUCACCCCGAUGAUGAUGCUGGACAUCACAACUCUGACGAGGGGAAGCACGUGCAAAACGGCAUCGCCAAGGAGAAGCAUCUAUAA